AUGAAAGAAAAAAUGAUGAAAGAAACGUGUUAUUCAUAUUCUUGGGACUUAGUCUCUAGUGUUUAUCUUCAAAGAUAUCCAACAACCCCACUUUUUCCAAUGCUUUUAAACCAUGAAAUUAGUCUUAUUAGAUGGAAAGUAGAAGAUGGUUUAUUUUAUUGUGAAAAAAGAUCAACUAUGUUCGUUCCUGUUCCUAAAGUUUUACAAAAGGUUUCUAAAGUUGACCAUUGUUAUAUUUAUCAGAAUUUAGUUAUUGAUAUUCCUCACCAAAUUAUGAAAGAAUCUUCAUGGAAUAGAGUAGAUGCUAAAACAUAUCAUAUGUUAGAAAAUGCAGUUUGGAGUGGUGAUGAAAAUGGACAUACCCAAUUUAGUGUAGACUCAAUAAUUACUAUUUCACCUAAAAUUCCAAAACCUGUUGCAAAACCUGUAUUAAAAAGAGUUGUUAAAGAGUUUAAUAAUGGGUAUGACCUGGCACGAAAAGUUGACAAGAUGAUGAUUGAAGAUUUUGAAGAUAAGAUUACAUCACUUGUUAAAUCAAUUAGAGAAUUUUGUGAUCGACAAAUGGAACACCAAAACCUUUUUGUUGAUUUAGACUUUAGUACAUCUUUUGAAUAUUGCUUUGAAUUACCAGAACUCACUGGAAAGUAUAUUUAA
Entamoeba histolytica HM-1:IMSS is the source of this 654-nucleotide messenger RNA. RefSeq lists its product as uncharacterized. The coding region runs from base 1 to 654 and encodes 217 amino acids. The record is from RefSeq and is a predicted model, not a curated record. NCBI's taxonomy places the organism in Eukaryota, Evosea, Mastigamoebida, Endamoebidae. The transcript has a single exon. Gene Ontology annotation, molecular function: phosphatidic acid transfer activity. Gene Ontology annotation, biological process: phospholipid transport. Gene Ontology annotation, cellular component: mitochondrial intermembrane space.